This is a messenger RNA of Racocetra persica, 136 nucleotides long. NCBI's taxonomy places the organism in Eukaryota, Fungi, Glomeromycota, Glomeromycetes, Diversisporales, Gigasporaceae. The record is from the annotation of a GenBank genome assembly.
CUUUAAUUUCAGAAUCAUUGCAUUGUUAUCAGAGUUGCUUUGUCAUUAGUAUCAUCCUUCUUGGUAGUGAUGCUUUGUCGAUAGUAUCGUCCUUCUUGGUGGUGAAGUUUUUGUCAUUGAUAUCACCGUCUUUAUG